Molecule: messenger RNA, 5008 nt
Organism: Pocillopora verrucosa
Lineage: Eukaryota; Metazoa; Cnidaria; Anthozoa; Scleractinia; Pocilloporidae
Product: voltage-dependent R-type calcium channel subunit alpha-1E
Biological process (GO): transmembrane transport; monoatomic ion transport
Cellular component (GO): membrane
Molecular function (GO): monoatomic ion channel activity; protein binding; calcium ion binding
Source: RefSeq, a predicted model, not a curated record
GUUUGUGUUUGAGAUGAAAGAAUCCUGUCAACCGUACGGAAAUAUUGGUCGUCAUUUGCAUUCUGUGAGUAGGGCGACAGGAAAAGUGAAUGAUUUUUGUUGGACAGUUGCUAUGCUGUCCCGUAUGCGGAUGAUUCUGACAACUGUUGGCCACAAACUGUGAGCGUUUGAAGUCUCCUGUUAAUCGAAUUAUUUGGCUGGUUCAACUUGACGAGUUUGUUUUACAGCUGACCUACGCCAGGACAUGCCGAAAUGUUAUGGAAGCUCGUUAGUGACAUGAAACUAAACAACAUGACUUCUUCAUAUUGUUUUUAGACGAGUGACAAGCAAGGCACCUUGCCACGCUACGUGUUAUAUUGUGCUUACUGUUUGCCGUUUAAAUCAUUAAUUCCAGUUUUAUGCGUUCAGAGCAGCUGUUUAUGUCAAAUUCCAGCGUUCCUAACGUUAUGUGAUUUUGUGAACAUGCACGAGCGAAAUUCUACAUGACACGAUGCUAUAUAAAGGAUGAAAAGUUGUGAGGGAAGAUGUAAAGUGGACAUUUUGCUGCUCAAACGCGUUUUUAUGCUUCCAAGCCAUUGUGAAUAAAAUGGCAGAUAAUGAAGUACUCCAAGAGGAAGCUAAGAGUGUGAAAAGUAACACUGUUACAGUAUUGGUGGAGAACGAAACACCGGUGAUCGUUUCGGAGGAGGCCAACGGAAGCGAUGGAAAAUCUCGUUCCUCUUCAAUCGCCUGGUCGUCUACUCCGAGUUUAAAUCAAAGAAGUACUGAGAAGUUUCGGAGUUUAAAACGACGAUCAUCGGUGGAAAAUUUUGGACAAUUUGGCUUUUUGGUGCCUGCUUUGUCUCUAGUUCCUCAGGCUGACGGGGCUGAUGCUCUCACCCAGCAGUUUGGUGAUCUUCAAGGUACUCACAGAGAACUGAAAUUAGCCUCAGCUCAUAUUGAUGAUGCACUUAAGGGAAGAGGAAGCUAUGGAAAGGCUCGCUCAUACUUUAAACCAAGGCUUGCACAAAAAUGCUUUGAUAUUUUGGACAAUCCCUGGUUUCGUUAUCUUAUCAUCUGGAACUCCCUGUUACAUUCCUUUCUUAUCUUCUUUGAGCCUCCAACUAUUCAAGUAUUAAGAGUUCAUCCAAUUGUCUAUGUUCUGAACAUGUCCUGUAUUAUGCUGUUCAUCUUUGAUCUUGUGGUGCACAUUAUCUUUUUGACGUGGCCUGUGUUUUGGUCAAGAAGAACUGAAGGAGGCUGGUGGAAUGGGGUAGAAUUUGUACUUGUUUGCUUUUUCACUGUGGAUUUUGUAUUGCUGGUAAUAUCCAGGUUUUUAGGAGAGUAUAUUCCGCCCAUUUUUAGAUCUUUCAGAUUAGCACUUAUUUUGUGUAAAGUGAAGAAUAUUCAACAUAUUUUUAAUGUAUUAAUGACAAUUGGAUUCAAGCUUUCAAAGUUAUUUUUUAUAAUUCUAGUAUUUGUUCUAAUGUGUGCCUGUAUCGGAGUUCAUGUCCUUAUGGACGCUUAUCAGUGCAAUGGUCCUUUGGAUAAUUCAUCAUCAACAACUGCCCAUCAUGGGAAAACAGUUCCAUGUUAUGUGCAAAGUGAAGAAAAAGUUUACCAGGGGGCUUUUGAUCAUGUGGCAUUUGGAAUGCUUAAGUUGUUUGUCCUACUAUCAACUGAAAAUUUCCCAGAGGUAAUGCUUCCAGCCCUUAGAGUGGAAUCAGCUUAUUUUAUUUAUUUUGGGCUGUUUGUGUUUGUUGGCGUGUUCUUUUUGACAGCAAUCCUUCUGGCAAUUGUGGUGGACAGUUAUUGGGUUUAUUCCAAAAAGCAUGUCAAGAAAGAACGUGCUAGAGAGAGAGCUGAACUGGCAAAGGCUUGGAAUCUUUUAGAUCCUCUUGGAAAGGGAGCCUUGAGCCUUGAAGAUGAAAAAUUCACUUUGCUGUUUCACCUCUUGAAGCCAAAGAACUCAGAUGCAGAGAAUUUAGUUCUGAUUGAAAUGUUAGAUACCAAUGAGGAUGGUGAAGUAGACUCUUUUGAAUGGACAACGAUGUUGAGCAAGGUUUUAAGUCUUGAAUUUGAAGAUGACGACGACCUCCUGUUACUAGAUGAGACACCUGGUCUAUCAAAGUGGAUGAUCAGCACUCGAGAAAGCGCCAAGUCCCUUUCAGAGAGUAUAUUAUUCUCUCGUUUCAUCUUAUUCCUGAUCAUUGUACACUGCAUUCUGUUUGCUUUUAAAUGGAAAGGACAAGACAAGCAGAUUGAAUUCAUAGUACAAGUAUUUAGAAGUGUUAUCGUUACAAUUUUCCUGAUUGAGGGCGGCACACGACUUGUGGCAUUAGGAAGACGAAUUUUACAACCUCAGGAGAUUCUGGACCUUCUUUUGGUCGUCUUAGCUUUCUGCUCAAACUUUGUUUGGUACACCUACUACCCAGACUUCUUCUGGUUCAGAGAUUAUGCGACGACAAUUUCCAGCCUAGCUGUGUUUUGUCGCCUUCCGUUCAACAACAGUCAGCUGAAGCAAGCUGUUUCCAUCUUCUCUAGGAUCGCACCAGUAAUGGUGGAUCUUCUGUGUCUCUUAGGAAUAAUUUUGUUUCUGUUAGCGAGCGUGGGAAUGGAGCUGUUUCAUGACGUGAGUGAGACAAGCGAAGGACAUAUGUAUCUUCCAGCAUGCGGUUUAGGAUUUCAAACAUUUUGGUGUGCAUGUCUGAUCUUGUUCCAGAUGGUAACCACGAGUAACUGGCAUGAAAUUAUGAACUCAGUGAUGGAAGCCACUCGAUCGAACUGGACCAGUUUGUAUUUUGUUGCAGCAUAUAUCUUGGUCAACAUGGUGAUCAUGAAUUUAUUCGUAGCCAUAGCCAUUGAAGCUUUUAACAAACUUGGGACAUUGGAUGAAGAUCAGCCGCAACUGAGGCCACACAUUGAGAGACAAGCAUCAGACCAGUACCACUUCACUACCACUUCAGACGUCUCAAUGAAGCAUCAAGCUGUCCACAUGAUCAGCAGCGUGGCCAGCAGUUUAUUCGGAAGUGUUAGGGCAGACCAAGUUGCAGAGAGAAGACAAUCCCUAACAGCGGCAGACGCCUUCAACUUUCAAGUUAGAAGAGGCACAAUCAAACGAGGAUCAAUCAUGAAGCAUAGACAAGCUUCUAUAGAGAAAAACGCCGAAGGAGACAAGAAGGAAGACGAUGAAGUGUUUGUUCAAGAAGGAAAUGUACGGGAAAAAGGUGACAAGAGAGAGCGGGUCCUUAAGAUGCGAAUGAAGGAGAAGAAACGAGCGAAGCGGAAAAUGGCCAAUGCCGAACACAAGGUACGAGUGGCGACGGCGUUCAGAGGAAACAAAGAAACUGACUUGGACUUACAAGUUGGAGAUGAAGUUACUGUGCUGGUCAAGAAAGAUGAUUGGUGGCAAGGACGAUGUAGAAGUAAAGUAGGAUGGUUUCCUGCUUCUCACGUGAUCUUAAGAACAGUAAAGGCUGUUCCAGAGUAUGGAAAACACAGAUCAAGGAAAUCCACUGCAGGGACCAGUGGAGAAAGCCCCUCCCCCUCCCCCAUAGCCGCUGAGGACGAAAAUGCAAACAACAAGGUACAAGAUCUUGUCAAGGAAAAAAGCUCGUCUUCUUUGGGUCGAAAAGAAAACACCUUCUUCCGUGAUAGAUCCUCCACAUCAGGCAGCCAAGUUCCCAGUACACCGCCAGCUGUGAGAGGCCGGGUGAAACUGAAAAAAACUGGUGACUGGAGAAGGGAAAUUCUUGGAGACAUGACUGUCAUGAACGCAGAGGAGUUACGCGAAUUGAACAGCAUCAUGAGAGCGGAGCUGAGAACGCCAACAGGACUACGCUCAAAGAGACUGGGUCCACUAAGAUUGAACGGUGACGAUGAUUCUAUAAGGGAAUGUUUCAUUAGCGAAGACCACGAGCUCAUGGAAAUAAACCAAGGUCGACCAAACAGUGCUCUAGAUCCCAGGCCUUACUCUGGGCGUUAUUUAGGCAGGUCCAGUAGUCCACGGUUUAGUCAGAAUUCUGUUGGUCCUUUGAACAGAUUACGAACCGAGAGUGGAAGCAGCAGUGAACGGUCACCAUCAUCAGCAAAAAUACCUUCGGUUGAGUUCUUCAGUCCCGGUACCCCAACACCACCCUCCACAACCACAGAGCAGCUCUCGUCCUCAUCCGCAAAUAGUGCCAGGCUCUCUUCAAGCCCGAAAUUGUCGCCGAAGCAAAAGAGACCUGCGGAGAAGCCGAAGAAUGGUGAGAUGCCAGAGUGGAUGAAAAAUUUUGUCGAAACAAACAAUUUAGUGGUUGGUAAAGAUAUUAAGUUGGACGAAUCAAAGGCUGAGGGAAGACGGGGCUCAUCAACUUCUCCAUCUGGCACUGGAACUACAAAAUCAGGAACCAAAACAAAAACGGGAUCUAAAUCCUCCGGAUCGGGAUCACCGAGGGGUUCAGGAUCCCCGAGGAGUUCCGGAGGUACUAGCGGGACAAAAUCCCGCUCGUCUCCCGGUGUUGCUAAGAAAGGAGGGACAAGUCCCGUCGGAUCCCGAAGUCCUGGAGGAAGGCCUGUCACACCGGGCAAAGGACUUAAUAGGCAAUCCGUUUCAUGAGACUGUUUUUAUUUAGAAGAUAGAGCUUCUCUUUGAACAAGAUUAGCUGGUCACGCUGGGUUGUUGGGUGACACAAAACAUGAAAACGAGGGUGACCUUCUUCUGGUCACACAAUUGACCAUCGUGGAGAAAAGGGAAGUUUCAAAUUUAGUUCAUACUCAGGAGUUUUACUGUUCAAUCCUACCAAGGAUAUCCAAGCGUAUUCCUCAGGGGUAGGGCAAGGAGUCGUUGUCCGCACUACCUCUGUGUGCUAGUAGUCAGGGGAACUCUCUCCAGUCCCCUGUUAGAGAGAAAAUGACUCAUCCAAGUUAGUGUAACACACAACACACAUAAGAUAAUUUAUUUUUCUGUUUUGUAGAUAUAUUUCAUGUAGUUAGUAAAGUAUUUUCUAAUUUUCUCUUCUAAAAUAUUUGGUAUUAAAGAUAUUGU